Odocoileus virginianus texanus is the source of this 2115-nucleotide messenger RNA. NCBI's taxonomy places the organism in Eukaryota, Metazoa, Chordata, Mammalia, Artiodactyla, Cervidae. The record is from RefSeq and is a predicted model, not a curated record.
AUGGAGCUGUUGAACACAGAAUUAAACGGUGCAAUUCUCUGCUCCAGCUUGUGGUCUCAGGCACCAUUUCCCCCAUCCUCGUCCUUGCUGCCACCGGCUCCAAGCCCCUGGGACCCAAGCAUCACCAUCCUGCCUAGCAGCUUUGAGCCAGCCUCCCCCCUAAUUCCCCCAGUGACAAGCAGCUUUGUCCCUUCUUCCAGCCAAACUCUGGAAGGGGUGGCAAUAGUUGCCACCAGGCGGGCAGGCCGAGGACCAGUGGUCAAGGACCAGGGACUCAGAGCCCGCAUUCCGCAGGAUCUCAGCCCAUGGCGCCUCCGGCAGCAAAGGUGCCGAGAACCACCUAUCACUGGCACAUGGAAUCUUCGUCUCUGCCCUUCUCCCUCGGUUGCGGGAGAGCCGUCUUACAUCCACAUCCUCGUGGGGCAGCUGGAAGAGGAGGCCUGUCUGGAAGGAAGCGGAGCGGCUCAAGCGCCCCAGAGCAGGAGCUGGGUAGAGGGGGGGCGUUUCUCGGGGUUCAGAUCUCAACACUGGGAGGGGAGGGCCCGGGCCUCCACCGAUUGCAGCUCCGGACGCCGGUGGGAGAGUUUCGGAGCCGCUGAGGAGAGGGCGGCGACGAAUGGGAUUGACGGGGUCCCAGGGUCCUGGCGCUGGGCAGGAGGCGGCGGAGGUGGUUGGGGCACCACCUACGUCUUUCCGCUGCGCACGGGUGAGCCGAGGCCGCUGCUGGUGGCGGCCGCAGGAGGCAGUCGGGCGUACUUGAAGCGGCAGGACCGAGGGGGGACUCAGACCACCGCCCAGAAACUAGAGAGCCGCUCGGUGGCGCUCAGGAGCAGCUGGAGAGGCGGGGCGGCAGGUGCAGGCGGCGGCUGAACAUCGUGGGCCCCCCAGUCCCCGCCGGCGGGUCAGCGAGGAAGGGGUGGGGGCAGCCAGGGCAACGCGGAGGUCUGGGCUAAGCUUGGCUGGGUGGCAGCCGGCGGCUUCGCGGGAGGCGCAAUAUCAGUUCUUUUACUCAUUGUCAUGGAGAGUCACAGAGAGGUGGAGAUUCGACUAGACCUCAAUUGCUGUCUUUGCCUUUUGAAGAUCUGCCAAUGCCAGGCCGAGCUCCAAUUGGCCAACUGCCUGUGCCCAGAGGGCAUGGAGCUGGCUGCAGAUAACGUCACCUGCAUGGCGAGUUCAGCCAUCAGAGCAUCAGAAUACUGUGAGUACAUCAGGGCUACCUCUGGCCUAAUUCUGCUGGAGUUGGUGUCUGGAGGGGACAUGAAGGGUUUCCUGAGUCAGGUAAAGACCUGUUCAUGGGACCCCAAACCUGCCCAGCCAUCACCUCUGGCCAUGCAAGACCUCCUCCAGCUGGGGGACAUAGCUGAGGGUUGCCACUACCUGGAAGAAAAUCACUUCAUCCACAGGUCGCAAUGAUUUUUUGCCUGACUCUGCUGGGCCACCAGGAACUGCCUUCUGAGCUGCAAUGGAUUCAGCCAAGUGGCCAAGAUUGGAGACUUGCAUGCAAGCAAUAUCUACAGGGCCAGUUAUUACCACAAGGGGGGCCCCCCAGAAGCCUCCCUGGAGGGCAUCUUUACAUCCAAGGCAGACUCCUGGUGAUUUUAAAUGCUGCUCUGGGAGAUCUCACUGGGCUAUAUACCCUACCCUGGGUGCACCAGUCAGGAGGUGCUGACUGUCAUGGGUGUUGCCAGGGUUGGCAAUGAACUCCUCUCCCCAGGUACUGUAUCCCCAGUGUUAACAGCAUCAGCUGAACCUUGUCCUCAUUUUGCCAGCAUCUUGGAGCAUCUUCAGUACAGCACUCAGAACCCUGUUGUGCUGAAUUCUCCCCUUUCAAUGGAAUUAACCCAUUCUGGAGGAGAGGGGCUGGGGAGCCUGUCUUUGGGGGGCCUAAGAUCUCCACAGGCCCAGGAACUGAGUCUAGGGAGCUUGAAGAACUGGGGAGGGAGCCUCCUUGGUCCCCAGCUGUCCUUUGGCCUCAAGUCCCCCGAAUCCAGGAGUAACCAACCUUGGAACCUUUGGAAUCUCACCUGUGGUUCCUGGGUGCCACAGGGUCCUAUGGGUGAGGACUCUGGCAUUGAUGGUGACAGUUCCUCCCUGCACUCCUCCCCAGGCUUCUAG